AUGACAAGUGGAAAUCAGACGUGGAACAUGAAAUUUAUCCUUCUGGGCUUGUCCAAUCAUCCAGGAACUCAAAGAGGCCUAUUUGCACUUUUUCUGAUAACAUAUCUUGUGACUCUGACAGGGAAUAUCCUCAUCAUACUAAUAAUCAAAAGAGACCCACAACUGCACACCCCAAUGUAUUAUUUCCUGAGCCACCUAUCUUUCCUGGACAUGUGCUACACCACCACAAUCAUCCCUCAGAUGCUGUACAACCUCCUGGCAGAUUGCAAAACCAUUUCCUUUGGGGGUUGUGUUGUGCAAAUGUUCAUCUCCCUGUCUCUUGGAGGUACUGAAUUCAUCCUGUUGGCUGUCAUGGCAUAUGACCGGUACAUGGCCAUCUGCCAUCCCUUGCGAUACAAUAUUGUUAUGAGACAGCAGCUCUGUGUGCAGAUGGCACUUGGAUGCUGGCUCUGUGGGUUUCUGAAUGCCCUGGUGCAGACAGUGUUCACUCUGCAGUUGCCAUUCUGUGAAAUAAAGACAAUCAACCAUUUUGGCUGUGAAGUGUUAGCUGUUCAGCAGUUGGCUUGUUCUAACACCUUCAUUAGGGAUACUGUGAUGCUGGGAGCAGGUGUCCUCAUUCUGCUGACCCCUUUUUUCCUGGUGCUGUUGUCUUACAUGUCCAUUCUUUCAACCAUCCUUCAUAUUCAUUCAGCAGAGGGAAGGCACAAAGCUUUUUCCACCUGUGCAGCCCACUUAACCGUGGUGAUCCUGUGCUUUGGGACAGCCAUCUUCACCUAUUUGCGUCCCAGCUCUCACAAUUCAUCCAAGCUGGGGGGAAAAACUGUCUCAUUGUUCUACUGUGUUGUCACACCAAUGCUGAAUCCCAUGAUCUACAGUCUGAGGAACAAAGAGGUAACAGGGGCCCUGGAGAGGGUCAUUGGAGGGAAGGACAAAAGGGGAAGCAUUCUAUAG
Python bivittatus (Burmese python) is the source of this 951-nucleotide messenger RNA. RefSeq names its product olfactory receptor-like protein OLF3. Gene Ontology annotation, biological process: G protein-coupled receptor signaling pathway. Lineage: Eukaryota; Metazoa; Chordata; Lepidosauria; Squamata; Pythonidae. Gene Ontology annotation, molecular function: olfactory receptor activity; G protein-coupled receptor activity. The record is from RefSeq and is a predicted model, not a curated record. Gene Ontology annotation, cellular component: membrane.